AUGCUACCACCAACGUCAAAAUAGUCCCCCACCCCAUUUUUGUUUGCGGCCAUAAAUUUUGGCCAACAUUUUUGGAAAAAAUUCAAACUUCUAAUAAGAAAUUUGACAAACAAAGUGUGAGCCCUCCCCCCAGCCAAAUCCUGGGUGCGCCACUGCAUGCAGGGUUUACUAUUGAGAUCAGGUGGGUGAGACUGACCAUGGGAAGGUGGGUAGAUUUGGGUACGUUCCAAAUGAUUGAUUACAUAUUCUGUACCUCACUUUCGGCUUCAUGUUUCAGCUUUAUUAUUUAAUGUCUACGACUCGAUGUUUUCAGGCACAGAAAACAUACACCACAUUUUCAAGACUCAAAGGGAACUAAUUAACCUACUGGAAACGUUCAGGCACACCUGUCAUCUCGCCGGUACCUUCAAAAAAAUCCUCACAAUCUUUAAAAAAAUUGCUCGUAAACCAGGUACACGUGCUUCAUUGAGUUAAACGUGGAUAAUUAUUGUUUAGCAAUGAUUAACCAUUCGAGUGGAUGGGUUACAGUUAUAAAUAUGUCGUUGGGAUUAUGUGACCAUUCAAUCAUUUAGCCACGCCCACACCUGAAUUCUAUAAGAACACGGCGAUUUGUGCAAAUUGAGCACAUCGACUAUCGAUCUCCACAAGUCACACAUUUCCUCCCGCCAAUCGAGAUUUAAAGAUGAAGCUGCUUGCUCUCUUCACGUGUGUAGCUUUCCUGUACGGUUUCUCCGCGGAGACACCUGACUGGGAUAACAGCGCUACCGACGAUUCACAGGAAGAACCCGCCACGGCCAUCGAAUCCAAUGACUUGGACAUCGAUGACGAUGAUAACUCACCUGCCAUCAUAGCUGUGGGUGAGUGGGACGAACAAGCCGCCCUGAACUGGGCAGGUCAGACAGACGAUAACUGGGAUGAGGCACACACCUUGGCUUGGUUGAGUGACGAACCGACACAAGUCAGCAAUGCAUUGGACUCAGGUGUGAAUGCUGUGAAAAAGGGCUUACUCACCUGCUCUUGUUCCCGUGCCAGACGAGAUUGCAGGUGCUGCUUUAGACUCAGAAUCUCGAACAAAAGAUUCAAUGCCUGUUUGGUGGCGUAUUACAGUGGUGGACACGUAGGAGUAAAGGCGACACUGAAUUCCAGAACUAUCAUCAACAGAUACUGUGCAGGGACAUGUACGAAAUUGAAGGCAUGCCGACGAUUCCUCGGGAAGAGGGUCUGCGUAGGUCUGACCGGCAUCAGUCGCCAAUCCCACGCCGUCUCUGCAAACGCCAGGUUCUGGGUGCGGGGCGUCGUUUGCAUGAGGUCCCGAAGAAUCACUAUUCCCUUCUAGAUCGACUAUGUCAGGCCGCUGAUGCUUUGCAACAUACUACAAGAAGUAAAUUAGCAUGAUUAUAAAAUGUAUUAAAACAAUUAAAAAGGUGUCAGAAAUUUUACACGAAAUUCACAUGUGAUUGCCACUCACUAUGGUAAAGCCAUGUCGCGACCUUGUUCCCAAUCUUUUUUUUUUUUCUGAACGCUAGCGAAAUUCCGAAUGCAUGGCACACAUUGAUUUUUUAUAAUACCUUGCAAAGACAAAACGCCCACCCCAAAUCUUAUAGGAAGUGAAAUUCUGGCAAAGUGGAUAAAGUCAAUAUCCUCUGAACAAUGAAGUAUGGCGUUUAAUCUGACCAAGUACACACAUACGAGGUCACUUUUGUGGAUGGGAUUUUCCAGAUUUUUUUUUUAUUUGCGGAGUGAACCCUUUUCUACUCAAAGAAUAAAAAAAUUAUAUUCUGAAAAAAAAAUGAUGUUCGAUAUGUCAGUUGAUAUGAAAAUGACCUGCCGUUUAUCAACAAAAAGCAUUUACGUAUUCUCUCAAUCUCUCUUUACGUAAUCUCAGUUGGUUCAAGUUAGUCAACCCUCGGUCUAUUUUGUGUCGAAUUUGUAUCAAAAUUGUUCGCAAGAUUUCCGUGGCAAGUUUUAUCCUGGUGAUGAUACAAUAUCCGAAUGAAUUGGAAGGUUUGAUAGAAUAAGUUUGGCAUUGCAGGAAGAACGUUGGGGAAAAUUAAAGUGCGCCACGAUGCAUGAAUGAGAAUAUUAGACUUGGCCAGGGGCGGAUCCAGGAAUUUUAGCAGGGGGGGGGGGUUUCAUGAGCAAAAAAAUCUGAAAAUGUACACAGGUUUUUUUCUCCGGACACUUGGCCUCCUUAAAAUCAAAAUUUGAUUGUUUUUUAGUAGUAUAGUCUCAAUGCCGAUAUGUACUAGUGGAUCAUGUCACACAAUUAGCAUUUUCCAAUCAGAUUGUACUGAAGUAAAUAAUUGUGUUAGUUUUAAUUUAUCAUCAGCGGUAAUGUUAAUUAAAUAUUGGAACAUGAGUUUCAUAUGACAGCAUUGA
This is a messenger RNA of Patiria miniata (bat star), 2379 nucleotides long. RefSeq lists its product as uncharacterized. The transcript is spliced from 4 exons. Lineage: Eukaryota; Metazoa; Echinodermata; Asteroidea; Valvatida; Asterinidae. The coding region runs from base 683 to 1336 and encodes 217 amino acids. The record is from RefSeq and is a predicted model, not a curated record.